AUGUCAUUCGUAUCCCAAACGGUGGCUGGGUUGAGCCAGACUCGGCGGGAAGACACGUCCCCUCACCAACAUUGCUCCCACCAGCACGCGCACCGCAGCACGCAACUUUGCCGAAAAAAUAGUUUACCUGAAUGGGAUCCUCCGGAGCCGAGGAUCAGAAAAAAUAGUCUUCCCGCUGAAAUCUACGAUAAAAACGAGACAUCACACACGGGCAGCUCUCCCAUUUUAGAAGAAGAG
Molecule: messenger RNA, 237 nt
Organism: Brenthis ino (lesser marbled fritillary)
Lineage: Eukaryota; Metazoa; Arthropoda; Insecta; Lepidoptera; Nymphalidae
Source: the annotation of a GenBank genome assembly